Molecule: messenger RNA, 1212 nt
Organism: Dryobates pubescens (Downy woodpecker)
Lineage: Eukaryota; Metazoa; Chordata; Aves; Piciformes; Picidae
Gene: RUNX3
Product: RUNX family transcription factor 3
Exons: 5
Coding region: 1-1212 (403 amino acids)
Biological process (GO): hemopoiesis; neuron differentiation; regulation of transcription by RNA polymerase II
Cellular component (GO): nucleus
Molecular function (GO): ATP binding; RNA polymerase II cis-regulatory region sequence-specific DNA binding; DNA-binding transcription factor activity, RNA polymerase II-specific
Source: RefSeq, a predicted model, not a curated record
AUGCGUAUUCCCGUAGACCCGAGCACCAGCAGGCGCUUCACACCCCCCUCCACGGCCUUCCCCUGCGGUAAAAUGGGCGAGAACAGCGGGGCGCUGGGGGCCGCCGCACCGGGAGCCAGGGCUCGACCCGAAGUCCGCUCCGUCGUGGAUGUACUGGCCGACCACGCCGGAGAACUGGUGCGAACCGACAGCCCUAACUUCUUGUGUUCGGUGCUGCCGUCCCACUGGAGGUGCAACAAGACGCUGCCGGUCGCCUUCAAGGUCGUAGCUCUGGGAGAUGUCCCCGAUGGGACGGUGGUGACGGUGAUGGCAGGGAACGACGAAAACUACUCGGCCGAGCUCCGCAACGCCUCCGCCGUGAUGAAAAACCAAGUAGCGAGAUUUAACGACCUCAGAUUUGUUGGGAGAAGCGGCAGGGGCAAAAGCUUCACCCUGACCAUCACCGUGUUCACCAACCCCACCCAAGUCGCUACCUAUCACCGAGCCAUCAAAGUGACCGUGGAUGGACCCCGGGAGCCACGGAGGCACAGACAAAAGCUAGAGGACCAAGCCAAGCCCUUCACCGACCGCUACGGGGAGCUGGAACGGCUGCGCCAGUCCAUGAGAGUCACCCCAACAACGCCCAACCCCCGCGGAUCCCUCAGCACCCCAAGCCACUUUGGGUCCCAGGCUCAGACUCCAAUACAAGGCACAUCAGACCUGAGCCCCUUCUCCGACCCCCGGCAGUUCGAGCGCUCCUUCCCCACGCUGCCGGCGCUGACUGAGACCAGGUUCUCCGACCCUCGGAUGCACUACCCCGGGGCCAUGUCCACUGCCUUCCCCUACACCGCCUCACCCUCCGCCACGGGCAUCGGCGGCCUCAGCAUGAGCAGCAUGCCAGCCACCACCCGCUUCCACCACACCUACCUGCCGCCCCCCUACCCCGGCUCCACGCAGAACCAAAGCGGACCCUUCCAGGCCAACCCUUCUCCCUACCACCUGUACUACGGCACCUCCUCGGGCUCCUACCAGUUCUCCAUGGUGGCAGGGGGCGAGCGCUCCCCCACCAGGAUGCUCUCCUCUUGCACCAGCGCCUCGGCAGGGAACAACCUCAUGAACGCCAACCUGGGCAGCCAGAGCGACGGAGUGGAUGCGGACGGCAGCCACAGCAACUCCCCCACGGCCAUGACCACCACUGGCAGGAUGGAUGAGUCGGUCUGGAGGCCCUACUAG